Parastagonospora nodorum SN15 is the source of this 1065-nucleotide messenger RNA. RefSeq lists its product as hypothetical. Lineage: Eukaryota; Fungi; Ascomycota; Dothideomycetes; Pleosporales; Phaeosphaeriaceae. The record is from RefSeq and is a predicted model, not a curated record. Bases 1 to 1065 code for a protein of 354 amino acids. The transcript has a single exon.
AUGCCUACUGAAGACCAACCCCGCCCAAAUCGCCCGACUUUGCCGCGCCGGCAGCGACACAAUGCCUCUGUGCCACAACUGUCCUCAAACGUACAUGGCGGCAUCUCAAGAUUGGUACCUAUCAUCAAUCCGUAUGACAAAUUGUACCAUCAGUAUGAGAGUCGCAAUCCAAACAACGGUACGAACCCGUAUGCUCGAAUGUAUCAUAAUCAUAAGAGUCUGGGUCUAAUGGAAAGGCGACGCCAGUUUCAGUCGCGAGAGCUAAGCAAAAGUCCCGCUGAGUCAGAUGAUCUAUCAUCUUAUUCGCCCAGCGACUUUUCAGGGGCACAAAACUUUGGUUCCAAAUCACCUUCCCUUGAUCGCUCAAACACACAAGACCCUGCGACAACAGGCCAGCUAUUCGACGAGCAAAUUGACAAAGGCGGGAUGCUGAAAGCCCUCUCUUCAACUUCAGAACGAGCAGGAAUACCAGGAGAAGCAGAAGACAUGCAGUCGACGUUUAUACAGCGUUACCUAGAUGUGCUUGACGAGCUGAAGGAGGAGAAAGUGAACAAUGAGGCGAUAGUAGCAGAGCUCAAGUCGAAACUGGAGACGGCGCAGCAAGCACAGCGAGAAGCACAAAGUAAUCCUUCACGGCGCAUGGUCACACAACAAACCGGUUCGUCGGCAACAUGGGACAUGGGCCCACACCAAUUGAUAGACAGCCUGAAGAAACGCGUUGCUCAGCUUGAGCACAACAGAGACGAAACGACAGCAAAGCACAGUGCAGCCAUCGAACGAUACGAAAAGCAGGCGCGGGAGCUCCGCGAUCGCGUGGAUGGACUGGAAAGGAUCAACACGAUAUCGUCAAGCACUCUCAAAGAAUGCCGUGUAAACAGCAAAGACCUAGAGAAUACGCUCACAGAAAAGAGAAGAGAGAACAAGGAACUCCGGGAUGCAUGCAGAGCAAGCCUUGCCACGAAUCGAGUGCUUCAGAGGCAACUUGCCUUGGAAACGAUGAUUGGUGAUUCUGAAACUUCGACAGAACAGAUCGAUGACACAAACGAAGAGGGCAACGCGAAGUGA